ACUUUCUCUGUGUGAGUUACUGGUUUAUGGGAGAAUCGUGUCUCUUCGAUUAAUUUAAUAAUAAUAUUAAAAAAAAGAGUUUGCAGAGAGUGAAAAGAUCUUGUGGGUUGGCCAUUAUAUAUGCAGGUCUUUCUCCAUCUUCCCCUCUUCGAAACUUACUGAAACUACUUUAGCUUUUCCUCGAGAAGCAUAACCCUAAAAAGGAACGAUAAUGGAUGUUAGCAUGAGUUUUUCACAGGAUAUGGAUGAUGAGUAUGAGAAGCUCAUCAGAAGAAUGAACCCACCCAGGGUUGUGAUUGAUAAUGACUCCUGCAAGAACGCCACUGUGAUAAGGGUGGAUAGUGCAAAUGAAUAUGGGAUUCUUCUUGAAGUUGUGCAAAUCCUCACUGAUCUCAACCUCACUAUCACCAAAGCUUACAUAUCCUCUGAUGGUGGUUGGUUCAUGGAUGUGUUUAAUGUCACCGAUCAAGAUGGGAACAAAGUCACUGACGAAGUUGUUCUAGACUAUAUCCAAAAAUCUCUUGGGCCUGAAGCUUGUUUCUCCACUCCCAUGAGAACCAUUGGUGUCACACCAUCAACAGACAGCACGGUCAUCGAGCUAACCGGCUGUGACAGACCAGGUCUACUCUCUGAACUGACAGCUGUCCUGACCCAUCUAAGAUGCAGCGUCCUAAACGCCGAGGUCUGGACACACAACACCAGAGCAGCUGCUGUGAUGCAGGUGACGGAUGACUCAACCGGGUGCGCUAUCUCCGACCCAGAGAGGCUCUCUCGGAUCAAGAACCUUCUCAGGAACGUCCUCAAGGGAAGCAACACGCCAAGAGAAGCCAAAACGGUUCUGUCUCACGGUGAGGUCCACACUGACAGGAGGCUUCAUCAGAUGAUGUUUGAAGACAGAGACUAUGAGCACCGUGCGGUGGUGGAUGAUGAUUCCUCAAUCCAAGAUGAGAGGCAGAGACCGGAUGUUUGCGUUGAUAACUGGCUUGAUAAGGAUUACUCAGUGGUCACGGUUAGAUGUAAAGACAGACCAAAGCUUCUGUUCGAUACUGUCUGUACUUUGACUGAUAUGCAGUAUGUGGUCUUCCAUGGAAGCGUUGACACUGAAGGCACGGAGGCGUAUCAGGAGUAUUAUGUGAGACAUAUAGAUGGCUCCCCUGUGAAGUCAGAGGCUGAGAAGCAAAGAGUCAUACAGUGUCUCGAAGCAGCUAUCAACAGAAGAGUGUCUGAGGGAUUGAAGCUGGAACUGUGCACGACGGAUAGAGUAGGCUUGUUGUCGAACGUGACUCGCAUAUUCCGUGAGAACAGUCUAACGGUCACUAGAGCUGAAGUGAAAACCAAAGGAGGCAAAGCUCUGAACACAUUCUAUGUCAGCGAUGCGUCUGGUUACUCUAUUGAUGCCAAGACUAUAGAUUCUAUAAGACAGACCAUAGGCCAGACCAUCCUCAAAGUCAAGAACAACCCUGAAGAACAACAACAGAGACAAAAACCGCCUUCACAAGAUUCUCCAACUAGGUUCCUCUUUGGGGGUCUCUUCAAAUCGAAAUCUUUUGUCAACUUUGGCUUGGUUCGGUCUUACUCUUGAAGGAACAUGUUAGCUUAGGCUGUGAGAUUAAGUCUCGUCUAGGUUUUUUUAAUUGCUUCUUUAAACUUGAGAAGAAUCUGUAAAUAUUUCACCAGUUAUAAAAGCUUAGUUCUUGGUCUAGGAUCCAACGUUGUGUAAGGCAUAUGACUAAAGAUUUAAGUGUUAACCUC
This is a messenger RNA of Brassica oleracea var. oleracea, 1752 nucleotides long. RefSeq names its product ACT domain-containing protein ACR4. The record is from RefSeq and is a predicted model, not a curated record. Bases 212 to 1582 code for a protein of 456 amino acids. The transcript is spliced from 6 exons. Lineage: Eukaryota; Viridiplantae; Streptophyta; Magnoliopsida; Brassicales; Brassicaceae.